AUGUUUGGUUUUCGGAAACAACAUACAAUUGUGUCCUAUGUGCCUAGCAAGAAUAAGGCUGUCCUUAUGUCGUCUACGAUGUACAAGCCUGACAUAAUACUUCAUUAUAAUAAAACAAAAGGUGCUGUAGAUACUACCGAUAAAAUGGUAAAAGACAAUUCGGCUCGUCGAAUUAGUAAUAGAUGGCAGAUGGCCAUUUUUGGACAGCUAUUAGACGUCGCGGCACUAAAUGCAUUUAUAUCAUUGAGUGCAAAAUUUCCAGACGAAAAAUCAAAAAGCAAAAACAGCAGAAGCAAAUUUCUUUUGGACUUAGGAGAGUCAUUGAUUAGGGAAAAUGUCAUAAGAAGAUUUAAAACAGAACCAAGAAUUCCCAACAGUGUCCAAUCAUAUGUGCUAGAAAUGUUUCCAGAAUUGGAAAAGCAGCAUGAAAUCCAUUACGAAGAACCUGAACGACCUGUUUCUGGACGAUGUUAUUUGUGCAAUAGAAAGAACGAUCGCUAG
Molecule: messenger RNA, 501 nt
Organism: Cylas formicarius (sweet potato weevil)
Lineage: Eukaryota; Metazoa; Arthropoda; Insecta; Coleoptera; Brentidae
Exons: 1
Coding region: 1-501 (166 amino acids)
Source: RefSeq, a predicted model, not a curated record